ACGUUACCGACCAUACUCGGCCAUCUCUACCAAGCUGACCUAACCUCUGGGUCGUCGGUGAACUGUGAUGAAAGCGAUACAUGUUCAUCAAGAUUUCUAACAAUUGAAAGAUGGCUACUGUGAAAUUCGGGAAACACCUAAAAGAGCUGAGAAUCCUACUGUGCCAAACGUCUAAAUCUAGCCAAGGCGUUAGAGACUUCAUCGAGCAACAGUAUGUAUCGUUGAAGAAAAACAAUCCGACGUUUCCCGUCUUGAUCAGAGAAUGCUCGUCGAUCGAGCCGAAACUGUACGCGCGUUACGAGUACGGUGUAGAACGUUGCGUGACCUUGUCGAAUCUAAGAUCCGAGGAUGUGUUUGGGAGGAUUCUAGAGUUAGCAUCCCAAAAAUAGAUGAUAAAUUAUUGUGUCAAUAAAUAUGUAUCAUAUUGUGUGUAUAGUGUUUUAAUAAAAUAGUUGCGUCGAAA
Dinoponera quadriceps is the source of this 463-nucleotide messenger RNA. It is a transcript of the gene ND-B8, whose product is annotated as NADH dehydrogenase [ubiquinone] 1 alpha subcomplex subunit 2. The record is from RefSeq and is a predicted model, not a curated record. The transcript is spliced from 3 exons. NCBI's taxonomy places the organism in Eukaryota, Metazoa, Arthropoda, Insecta, Hymenoptera, Formicidae. Bases 111 to 389 code for a protein of 92 amino acids.